AGUAUAUUCUUCCAUAAGCAAACUGAAAUACCGGAAGUACCAAAAUUCGAGUUUACGGGGAAAUUAAAAAAAAAUAUGAGCUAAACUGGCUUACAAUUUGAAAUACGUUUUGUCUCAACUCAUUCCAUCGCUCAAUAAAAUGGAACAUAUCAGAACACCGAAGGUAAGGUUAGACGUCUAGAUUACACAUCUGGAAUGAAAUUUACCACUAAUUUAUAUAGUUAAUAAAGAAUGGGGUUAAUAAUGCGAAUAGUAUUAUUAAGAUGUAAAGUCGAGCAAUGAUCAAUCUCGGUAAUAAGAUAAUUUGUGUUAAAAACGCCCCCUAAUUAGUAUAACUACUUGACGAGACGACUGACAACAGAUGGCAGUUUAACGCCAUUGCAGAUUACUUGCAGUCGCAACGACAAGAGUCAUUCGAUGAGUAGUAAUCCGAAAUCUGCUUUGAGUGAACUUAUGAAUAAUGCCCACUUUCAAAGAGCCUUUAAUGCAAUAAAGCAUGGUUCUUUACAAGACAUUAUACCAUUUCAAGAUAUUUGGAUAUUCGAAGAUGGAACGCUUAAGGUGGAUAAUGUAAAAUUAAUUGACGGUGUCAAGAAUAAGAAGCAACAGGCAACUGUAUCCGCCAAAGGUACUCUUUACCUGACAGCUACACAUCUUAUUUUUGUGGACUCUUCGGCGAAAAAAGAAAUAUGGAUUUUGCAUAUGCAUAUUGGAAGUAUAUGUAAGCAGCCCUUAAGUCCUAAUGGAUGUCCUCUAGUUAUACGAUGUAAAACUUUUCAAGUGGUUACUUUCAUAAUACCCAAGGAAAGGGAUUGUCACGAUGUAUACUCUUCUCUUCUUAAACUUUCUCAACCCGCGGAAUAUUCUCAACUUUUUGCUUUUCAUUUUACACCUUCUAACGACUUGGCUAACGAGAGUAAAGAGUCAAGUUGGGAAGUGUUCGAUUUGGAGAAAGAUUACGAUCGUAUGGGUAUUAAAGACUCAAAUUGGUUUAGAUAUGACCAAACAAUCAACUAUGCAUUAUGCGACACUUAUCCAAGAUUUAUAUACAUGCCAAAAGGAGUAUCAAAAACUCUAAUAACUGGAACAUCAAAAUUCAGAAGUAAAGGAAGACUUCCUGUACUCUCCUACCUACACGAAAAAAGUUCGGCAGCUAUCUGUAGAUGCGCACAACCAUUAUCCGGUCUAACAGCUCGUUGUAACGAAGAUGAAGAAUUUCUCCAAUGUAUUAUUUCCUCAAAUAAAAACUCCAGUUACAUGUUUGUAGUAGACAAUAGGCCUAUGAUUAAUGCGUUGGCCAACCGCGCCAAGGGGAAAGGUUACGAGAACGAAAGCAAUUAUCAGAAUAUUAAAUUUCAUUUUGCUGGAAUUGAAAAUAUACACGUAAUGAGAAACUCAUUGAAUAACCUAAGGGAAGCUUGCGAAAAAAGAGACUUGUCGAUGACUAGUUGGAUUAAAGCCUUGAAAGAUAGCGGGUGGCUUAAGCACAUAAAAGAUAUCUUGGAUGCUGCUAUCUUUGUUGUCGAUGCUAUAAAAUCUGGAACCAGCGUUUUAGUGCAUUGUUCAGAUGGCUGGGACAGAACUUCUCAAACAACGUCUUUAGCUAGUAUUAUGCUUGAUCCAUAUUAUAGAACAAUAGAAGGAUUUCAAAUACUCAUUCUAAAAGAGUGGCUCUCCUUUGGUCAUAAAUUCUCUGAAAGGUGCGGGCAUUUAUCAACAACAGACAGCAAUGAGGUUUCGCCAGUGUUUUCCCAGUUCUUGGAUUGCGUUUGGCAAUUAACACACCAAUUUCCAAAAGCUUUUCAAUUUAACGAGCGUUUAUUGUUCGAAUUGCAUGAUCAUAUUUACUCAUGUCAAUUUGGGAAUUUUAUCGGAAAUUGUGAAAAAGAUCGAUUAGAUCUAAGAUUAAGAGAGAACACAUAUUCUUUAUGGAGUGAAUUACGUGGAAAGUUUAACGAUUUUCUAAAUCCCUUUUAUGAGAGAGACGAAGAAAGUCAUACGGAUCUGAGAAUAUUGAAACCUGAUACAUCACCUUCUCUAAUCAGGUUUUGGAGAAGCAUGUACCAAAGAUGGGAUUUUGGUAUUCAACCUAGAGAAAAUGUCGCUGAUACUGUUAAUGCUCUGAAGGAACAUAUAUUCUCUUUAAAGGAGCAUACAAAGCUAUUGGAAACUAGAAUAGGAACUCUAUGUAAUUUAUUAAAUAAAGAGGAAGAGAAGAUAAAGGAUUCAAUAUCAAUGAUUUCCUCGUCGGAGUCUAUGGAUUUUAGUACCUUACAGAUAUUGGACGAGUCUAUAUCUGGUCCAGCUACCCCUUCCUUAACUAGUCCAGAUGAAAGUGAAUCCGGUUUUGAAGAAUCUUCUUUCAUCCAUUCAUCGUCUUUAGAAUGCUUACAAGUAGGGAACUUAAUUAACGAAUUGCGAUCUGUUGCUGUCGAUUGGAGGUCAUUAAGAAGUACUCAAUGUUUCAGCUGUACGGCUCCUCUUUAUCAUAAUAAUAAAAAGAAUCAUUGCUGGCGAUGCGGUAGUUUAUUCUGUGAGCGUUGCAUUGGCAGAGCUCAUUCACUUCCAGGUCACAUACGACCGAUUGCAGUACCAGUUUGUAAAACCUGUUCAAGACAAUUAGGCCAAGCGAAAACUCUAAGUGAAUCAUCUUCAAUGGGAUAA
Dimorphilus gyrociliatus is the source of this 2664-nucleotide messenger RNA. The record is from the annotation of a GenBank genome assembly. Lineage: Eukaryota; Metazoa; Annelida; Polychaeta; Dinophilidae.